AAGACGAUGGCAGCUAUCGUUGACAAGAGCGCGAUUCUUGCGACCGCGGGCCAAGGCAUCAACGAACUCAUUGCGUGGGCCACCGCGGGCGGCAAGCCGCCCGUCACCCACACGUACGAGGCCUGCCGCUGCCAACUGCGGCUCCCGACGCCACUCGACGACGUCGGCCGCCUCCUCGCGUCACCCAGCGAUGCGGCCGCCGCGGCGUCGUACGUGCACGUUGACAAGUCGACGCUCCUGCAGACGAUCGAGAGCAACCAUUUGCAGGUCGAGCUGCGCUACGGCAUCUUCAAGGCGCCGGUGCCCUUCAUGCGCGACCGCGACGCUACCUACAUCGAGUGCUUCAAGCAUUUCACGGACGGCCAUGGCCGGCGCGGCGUCGCGCGCUACCUCACGUCGCACGAGCUCCCGACAACGACACCCAACGCGAGCUACGUUCGCGUCGAUAUCCGGACGUGGGGCAUUGUCGUCGUCGAGUCCAGCGACCCGCUCGUGCUCCAUGCGAGCUCGGUGGUUGACGUCGACUGGAAGAGCGUGUCGGCGUACAUUGGGUCGCACAUGACGACGCGCCGCGCGCAGAGCGUCAAGCACCUCGACACGGUGGUUCGCGCGUCGCUCAAGAAGCUAUUUGAGCGCUGCUCCAUGUGCCUCACCAAGCCGUCAAGCUUUGAGCGCGCCAACAACUUUGCCGCGUGCGUCGGGUGCGCCAAGCCGCUCUGCCCGCGCGUCCGGGUGGCCAUCUGCCUCGCGUGCGCGGGCGCAAAGGCGCGCGCCAAGGUGCCCACCCGGGAGACGCUUCUCGAGUCGGAGGCGUCGACCGUCGAGUCCGACACCAAGUCCCCGACUGUGCACCGGACGCCCCGGCGCAUGUCGUGCGAGAGCGGCUGGCUCACGCCGCAGUACCAUCGACCCCGCCGGCCGACCGAGGCGCCAUUGGACCUAACGUAUCUCGCGUCCUUUCAGGGCAACACCGCAUAGAUUGGAUAUGCGUUGUAGCCUAGCCUAGUCGUAUUUAAGGUGUAGUAAUCCCACCACCCAGCGCUGAACAAACCAA
Messenger RNA from Saprolegnia parasitica CBS 223.65, 1054 nucleotides. RefSeq lists its product as hypothetical. The record is from RefSeq and is a predicted model, not a curated record. The coding region runs from base 7 to 978 and encodes 323 amino acids. The transcript is spliced from 2 exons. NCBI's taxonomy places the organism in Eukaryota, Oomycota, Saprolegniomycetes, Saprolegniales, Saprolegniaceae.